Tupaia belangeri chinensis (Chinese tree shrew) is the source of this 1273-nucleotide messenger RNA. It is a transcript of the gene ECH1, whose product is annotated as enoyl-CoA hydratase 1. The transcript has 10 exons. Gene Ontology annotation, cellular component: mitochondrion. Bases 27 to 1076 code for a protein of 349 amino acids. Lineage: Eukaryota; Metazoa; Chordata; Mammalia; Scandentia; Tupaiidae. Gene Ontology annotation, molecular function: delta(3,5)-delta(2,4)-dienoyl-CoA isomerase activity. The record is from RefSeq and is a predicted model, not a curated record.
CUGCGGCUUCGGUGCCCUCGCCCAACAUGGCGGCCCCUUGUGCCCGCCCCCUCAGCUUCCUCCGGUCGGAUUACUGCAGCGACAACUCAGUCCUUAUGGCCGCGGCGGUUUCUCGUGGGCUCCGCGACUUGCUCACGCGGCGACUGACUGCCCCCACUCACCGGAGCCUCCGCCUCAGCCUUCGCCCUAUGGGCUCUUCCACCCAAGAUGAGGCCUCCCGAGCAGCCCCCAUCAAAGCCCCAGACCACAACUAUGAGUCCCUGUUGGUGACAUCUGCCCAGAAGCACGUUCUACAUGUGCAGCUAAACCGACCAGACAAGAGGAAUGCCAUGAACAAGGCCUUCUGGAGCGAAAUGGUGGAAUGCUUCAAUAAGAUAGCGCAAGACAGUGACUGUCGGGUCGUGGUGAUCUCUGGAGCAGGAAAAAUGUUCACUGCAGGUAUCGACCUCGUGGACAUGGCUUCAGACCUCCUGCAGCCCCACGGGGAUGAUGUGGCCCGUAUCAGCUGGUACCUCCGAAACCUCAUAACCAGAUACCAGGAGACUUUCAACGUCAUUGAGAAGUGUCCCAAGCCUGUGAUCGCAGCCAUCCACGGGGGCUGCAUUGGCGGAGGUGUAGACCUUGUCACCGCCUGCGAUAUCCGGUACUGUGCCCAGGACGCUUUCUUCCAGGUGAAGGAGGUAGACGUGGGUUUGGCUGCCGACGUGGGAACGCUGCAGCGGCUGCCCAGGAUCAUCGGGAACCAGAGCCUAGUCAACGAGCUAGCCUUCACCUGCCGCAAGAUGAUGGCUGACGAGGCGUUGGGCAGCGGGCUGGUCAGCCGGGUGUUCCCCAACAAGGAGGCCAUGCUCGAUGCUGCCUUCGCCCUGGCGGCUGAGAUUUCCAGCAAGAGCCCAGUGGCCGUGCAGGGCACCAAAGUCAACCUCGUCUACGCUCGUGACCAUUCGGUGGCCGAGGGUCUCAAAUACAUGUCGACCUGGAACAUGAGCAUGCUGCAAACCGAAGACGUCGUGAAGUCUGUGCAGGCCUUAAUGGAGAAAAAGGACCUGAAGGAUGUCGCCUUCUCCAAGCUCUGAACGUCCUUAUGGCCCUGGACCAGAGUUGGCACGGUCCCACUCCAUACUUGGCCUUCCUCAUCCGCAGAGCGGGAGGUUCGGCGAACAUGGUAGUCUCAAUGCUUCCUCACCGUCCCCCAGUUUACACCUUUAUGAGGCUGAUUUCAUCAAGCCCAGUGCCUUAUCUUCACCCCAUGAACAAUAAACAAUGUAAAGAA